Suillus bovinus is the source of this 590-nucleotide messenger RNA. RefSeq lists its product as uncharacterized. The coding region runs from base 56 to 478 and encodes 140 amino acids. Gene Ontology annotation, biological process: protein peptidyl-prolyl isomerization. The record is from RefSeq and is a predicted model, not a curated record. Gene Ontology annotation, molecular function: peptidyl-prolyl cis-trans isomerase activity. NCBI's taxonomy places the organism in Eukaryota, Fungi, Basidiomycota, Agaricomycetes, Boletales, Suillaceae. The transcript has 5 exons.
UGGACACCUCAUACAUCAAUCAUACAUACGCACCCACACCACCUUUAGUGUUACUAUGCAGUUCCUUAAAUUUUGGCUCUCCAUGUUGGCUUUGGCGGUGUGCGCGCUGGCCGCCGAGCCGCCGAAGGAAUUGCAAAUUGCAGUCACCUACUUGCCUGAUGACUGCCCCGCAACUGCCAAGACUGGUGAUGCCAUUAAGGUCCACUACACUGGGACGUUGUUCUCCGACGGGAGCAAGUUUGAUUCAAGUGUCGACCGAGGCCAACCAUUACCUAUUAAACUCGGUGUGGGUCAGGUUAUUAAAGGAUGGGACGAAGGUCUCCAAGGCAUGUGCCUCAACGAAAAGCGUACCUUGACGAUUCCUUCAGACAUGGCUUACGGUUCGCGUGGGUUUGGUAGUGUUAUUCCUCCACAUUCCGCCUUAGUCUUCGAUGUCGAGCUUGUUAGCUUGCAGAAAGCUUCUCGUUCAGAAUUAUAGACAGCUUAUAGUCAAUAGUCAUGCACUGACUGAUAUUAGCCUUGCCAGCGGAUCAAGUACAUGUACGCGAAAGUUUUGGAUGACCUAAAUAACAGCUUUCACUUCUGCUGCA